GCGUUGUCUGGGGGCGGGGCUCUGGCCUCCUCUUGGCGAGUCCCGGAUUUACCAGGGCCGGUGGGACCCCCUCGGGCUCCCGCCUUAGCAUGCUGGCCGGGAGAUCCGGUGAACAUGGCCUCUGCUACUGCGGCUGCAGCACGACGGUGCCUCGGCCGGGCUCCCCCUCUCCUCUGGCGUGGCUACCAGACCGAGCGGGGCGUUUACGGCUACCGGCCGAGGAAGCCCGAGAGCCGCAAGCCCCAGGGCGCCCUGGAGCGCCCCCCAGUUGAUCAUGGCCUUGCCAGGUUGGUGACAGUAUAUCGCGAGCAUGGUCAUAAAGCUGCCAAAAUCAACCCCCUCUUCACCGGACAAGCCCUGCUGGAGAAUGUGCCUGAAAUCCAAGCCCUGGUGCAGACACUGCAGGGACCCUUCCACACGGCAGGAUUAUUGAACAUGGGGAAGGAAGAGGCCUCACUUGAGGAAGUGUUAGUCUAUCUCAAUCAAAUCUACUGUGGGCAGAUUUCUAUUGAAACCUCCCAACUUCAGAGCCAGGAGGAGAAAGACUGGUUUGCCAAGCGGUUUGAGGAACUGCAAAAGGAGACGUUUACCACAGAAGAGCGAAAACAUCUGUCGAAACUAAUGCUGGAAUCUCAGGAGUUUGACCACUUUCUGGCCACCAAGUUCUCGACAGUGAAGCGAUAUGGAGGCGAAGGGGCUGAAAGCAUGAUGGGCUUUUUCCAUGAGCUGCUGAAAAUGUCGGCCUACAGCGGGAUCACUGAUGUCAUUAUUGGGAUGCCCCAUAGAGGGAGGCUGAAUUUAUUGACAGGCCUUCUGCAGUUCCCUCCAGAGCUGAUGUUCCGUAAAAUGCGAGGCUUAAGUGAAUUUCCAGAGAAUUUCUCAGCCACUGGAGACGUCCUGUCUCACUUGACCUCCUCUGUGGACCUGGAUUUUGGGGCGCACCAUCCCCUCCACGUGACGAUGCUGCCCAAUCCCUCGCACCUGGAGGCCGUCAACCCCGUGGCCGUGGGCAAAACGCGCGGCAGGCAGCAGUCUCGCCAAGACGGCGAUUACUCUCCAGACAACUCAGCCCAGCCGGGGGACAGGGUCAUUUGCUUACAGGUGCAUGGUGAUGCUUCUUUCUGUGGUCAAGGGAUUGUUCCUGAAACAUUCACACUGUCAAAUCUCCCGCAUUUCAGAAUUGGUGGGAGUGUACAUUUGAUUGUUAAUAACCAGCUGGGUUACACCACUCCAGCUGAAAGAGGAAGGUCUUCUUUAUACUGCAGUGAUAUUGGGAAGCUUGUGGGCUGUGCCAUCAUCCAUGUCAAUGGAGACAGCCCAGAGGAAGUGGUCCGUGCCACACGACUGGCUUUUGAAUACCAACGCCAGUUCCGCAAGGAUGUGAUUAUUGAUCUGUUGUGCUACAGGCAGUGGGGCCACAAUGAGCUGGAUGAGCCAUUCUUCACCAACCCCAUCAUGUACAAAAUCAUCAGAGCUCGAAAGAGCAUUCCAGACACAUAUGCAGAGCACCUCAUUGCUGGUGGACUCAUGACGCAGGAGGAGGUGUCUGAAAUAAAAUCCUCCUACUAUGCCAAGUUGAAUGAUCACUUAAAUAACAUGGCCCACUACAGCCCCCCUGCCCAGAACCUGCAGGCCCACUGGCAGGGCCUGGCUCAGCCAGAAGCGCGAAUCACCACCUGGAGUACAGGUGUGCCCCUCGACCUCCUGCGGUUUGUUGGCGUGAAGUCUGUAGAGGUGCCGAGACAGCUGCAGAUGCACAGUCACCUGCUGAAGACACACGUUCAGUCCAGAAUGGAGAAGGUGAUGGACGGAACCAAGCUAGACUGGGCCACCGCGGAAGCUCUUGCCUUGGGUUCCUUACUUGCUCAAGGUUUUAAUGUUCGUCUAAGUGGCCAAGAUGUUGGUCGUGGAACUUUCAGUCAGAGGCAUGCAAUGGUGGUUUGCCAGGAGACCGAUGACACCUACAUCCCCCUGAACCAUAUGGACCCAAAUCAGAAGGGGUUUCUAGAGGUCAGCAACAGCCCCCUGUCAGAAGAGGCCGUCCUGGGAUUCGAAUAUGGGAUGAGCAUUGAGAGCCCAAAGUUACUGCCCCUGUGGGAGGCACAGUUUGGCGAUUUCUUCAAUGGUGCCCAGAUCAUCUUUGACACAUUCAUCUCUGGAGGAGAGGCCAAGUGGCUCCUACAAAGCGGCAUCGUCACCCUCCUUCCACACGGCCACGAUGGGGCUGGGCCAGACCACUCAUCCUGUCGAAUAGAGCGUUUCCUGCAGAUGUGUGACAGUGCGGAAGAGGGGGUGGACGGAGACACUGUGAACAUGUUUGUGGUUCACCCAACAACUCCUGCGCAGUAUUUCCACUUGCUUAGGAGACAGAUGGUCCGGAACUUCAGAAAACCACUCAUUGUUGCUUCCCCUAAGAUGUUACUCAGGCUCCCGGCAGCCGUGUCAACUCUUCAAGAAAUGGCACCAGGAACAACAUUUAACCCGGUCAUUGGUGAUUCAUCUGUGGAUCCAAAAAAGGUUAAGACCCUCGUGUUCUGCUCCGGCAAACAUUUCUACUCCCUGAUGAAGCAAAGAGAAUCUCUGGGGGCCAAGAAGCAUGACUUUGCCAUCAUCCGAGUAGAGGAACUCUGCCCCUUCCCAUUGGAUUCUUUACAGCAAGAGAUGAGCAAAUACAAACAUGUUAAAGAUCAUAUUUGGAGUCAGGAGGAACCUCAGAACAUGGGUCCGUGGUUAUUUGUUUCUCCAAGGUUUGAAAAGCAGCUGGCCUGCAAGCUCCGUCUGGUGGGCCGGCCCCCUUUGCCAGUACCCGCUGUAGGAAUUGGCACAGUUCACUUGCACCAGCAUGAAGAUAUCCUUGCCAAGACCUUCGCUUGAUGACUUUUGAAGAAACACUAUUUCUCUUUAAGAAAAUGGCCAUUAAGGCACAUGCCUGUAAUCCCAGCACUUUGGGAGGCCAAGGCCGGUGGAUCACCUGAGGUCAGGAGUUCGAGAUCAGCCUGGCCAACAUGGUGAAACCCUGUCUCUACUAAAAAUACAAAAAAUAGCCGGGUGUGGUGGCGGGCACCUGUGAUCCCAGCUUCCUGGGAGGCUGAGGCAGGAGAAUCGCUUGAAUCUGGGAGGCGGAGGUUGCAGUGAGCCAGGAUCACACCAUUGCUGUCCAGCCUGGGUGACAGAGCAAGACUGCAUUUCAAAAAAAAAAAGAAAAAAAAAAGGCCAUUAAAAGAGGCCUCCUUCCUCCAUUCUCUCAACCCCUCUGUUGGGUAACAUGAAAAGACUGUAUUCCUCUAAGAUGUUGGGAUUGAUAUACUUGAUUUAAUCUGGAAUAGGUGGAAUAACCAGGGGAACUGGUUAUGAAUAUGUGAAUGCAACCAGCAAAUUUAUCCUUGAAAGUGUGAUGGUAGAAAUAGGAAAACAACAAAAGAAAAACAAUAACAAAAAAAGGAAGUGUGAUGGCUGGGUGCAGUGGCUCACGCCUGUAAUCCCAGCACUUUGGGAGGCUUAGGUGGCUGGAUCACCUGAGGUCAGGAGUUCAAGACCAGCCUGGCCAACGUAGUGAAACCCCGUUUCUACUAAAAAUAUGAAAAUUAGUUGGGUGUGGUGGCAUGCGCCUGUAUUCUCAGCUACUCCGGAGGCUGAGGCAGAAUUGCUUGAACCUGGGAGGCAGAGGUUGCAGUGAGCCGAAAUGGCACCACUGGACUCCAACCUGGGCGACAGAGCGAGACUCCAUCUCAGAAAUUAAAAGGAAAGUAUGAUAGAGUUAUGGAUUUUAGCUCUGAGUGAGCUGGAAAACUAGGUCAUUAUCUAGAUGAUUUCAGACUUGACCCUAAUUGACCAUAUAUGACCAGGAAACACUUCUGAGUUUACAGCUCUGUGGAGAUGACCUCAACACUGCCCCUUGAUUUGUUUGAUGCAUGUCACUUUCAUUAAUUUUCCCCCUCCUUUUUGAAAGUCCUGUGGCAGUACUAAUAUUUUCAUUUUAUGUAAUCUCUGGUGCUGCUUUCCAGUCACUGUAUGAAGUGUCUCCCCAACACUAGCAAAUCUAGGUCCUACUAAAUACAAAUCUCUGGGUGGAUGAUCUUCUAGUACUGUAUUUUUAAAUUAAGGAGUUUUAGUUAUAAUGAAAUUGAUUUGUAGUCUGUUUUGCCGUAAACUUGUUUUUCUUUGAAUUGUUCUUAUAGUGAUAUCUUACUAUUUUUAACUGUCUUGGGUUUCUGAUAUGGGGAUUUCAGCCCCUGGUUAAUCAGUCUUGUCCCUACAAGUCCCUGAUGCAGUAUGUUUAUUUGUGGUGUUUAAAGAACAUUUCCUGGCUGGGUGCCAUGGCUUGCGCCUGUAAUCUCAGCACUUUGGGAGGCUGAGGUGGGUGGAUCACCUGAGGUUGGGAGUUCGAGACCAGCCCGACAAAACAUAGUGAAACCCCAUCUCUACUAAAAAUACAAAAAUUAGCUGGGCGUGGUGGUGGGAGUCUGUAAUCCCAGCUACUCGGGAGGCUGAGGCAGGAGAAUCGCUUGAACCUGGGAGGUGGAGGUUGCAGUGAGCUGAGAUCCUGCCACUGCACUCCAGUCUGGGUGACAGAGCAAGACUCCAUCUCAAAAAAUAAAUAAAUAGAAAGAAAGAGAGAGGAAAAAAAAAAAAAAGAAAAGAAGAGAACACUUCUUUAUUUGAGGGACUUUCCCAACACCAGGUGCUUGGGGAUUUCUUAGAGAUCACCAACCGACUCCCUCACUGUGAAAUUAAACCGAGUACUGGAAGCAUAGCUAAACAGCGAACCAUGUAGCUUCACCUGACUCAGUGCUGGGGGCCUGUACCAUCUACUGUUCUUGUGUCAUGACGCUUUUUCUCUGAAGUGGUGUGGGAAGUACCAGGGGACUAGCAGAAGCCCAGGCCUUCUCUACUUUUACCAGCAACUGAUCAUGUCUUUCAGAAUCCAUUGUACAUAUAGGCUGUUCUAGCCACAGAGGUAGAUUUAUGAUUCACAUCCGAAAGUGUGCCUUAGUUAUCGAUUUAACAUUUCUCUAGUAUUCAUAUCCCUUUUCUUACCAUAUACCUCAGUGCAUCCUUCCUGUGUCAAGCCUUAUAAAUCAUGUAAUUUAGCACCACUCAUGUAAAUCAGGAAAAUCACAAAGGUCUAUUUAAUGAAAACAAUUUACCAAUGUUGUAUUUUUUUAACAAGAAAAAAAAUAAAAGCACCUUGUCAUUUUUUUUC
Molecule: messenger RNA, 5203 nt
Organism: Pongo pygmaeus (Bornean orangutan)
Lineage: Eukaryota; Metazoa; Chordata; Mammalia; Primates; Hominidae
Gene: DHTKD1
Product: dehydrogenase E1 and transketolase domain containing 1
Exons: 17
Coding region: 115-2874 (919 amino acids)
Molecular function (GO): oxidoreductase activity, acting on the aldehyde or oxo group of donors, disulfide as acceptor; thiamine pyrophosphate binding
Source: RefSeq, a predicted model, not a curated record